Messenger RNA from Pezoporus occidentalis (night parrot), 730 nucleotides. Its product is annotated as C-signal-like. The record is from RefSeq and is a predicted model, not a curated record. Gene Ontology annotation, molecular function: oxidoreductase activity. Gene Ontology annotation, cellular component: cytoplasm. The transcript is spliced from 6 exons. The coding region runs from base 1 to 639 and encodes 212 amino acids. Lineage: Eukaryota; Metazoa; Chordata; Aves; Psittaciformes; Psittacidae.
AUGGCUCCGGGGAUUGCGGCGCUGGCUCGCAGCGUCCCGGUGACAGGCUCCAACCGCGGCAUCGGGCUGGAGCUCGUGAGGCAGCUCGCUGCCAGCCCCCGGCCCCCGCAGCACAUCUUCGCCACAUGCCGUGACCCCGGCGGGCCACGACGGAAGGUCAGUGAAGCAGACACUGUGAACUUGCCCAGCAUCCAUGGGGCCGUGCGGGCUCUGGGGUCUCAUCUGAAGGACCAGGGCUUGAACCUGCCCAUCAACAACGCGGGUGUCAGCUCGCACACCAUGCUGCACUCUCUGGAUUCCCAGGAGAUGCUCUCUGUGUUUUCCACCAAUGCCAUUGGGCCCCUCCAGGUUGCCAGGGGAUUUCUGCCACUCCUGGAGAAGGCAGCAAAGGGCUCAGGGCAAGAGGGGCUGAGCUGCAGCAGGGCUGCCAUCAUCAACGUCUCCACCAAGCUGGGCUCCAUCGGGCUGUGCGUUGGUGUGCACCAGGCCCCCAUGUACCCAUACCGUGCCAGUGAGGCUGCCCAGAAUAUGGUGACAAGGUGCUUGGCUGUGGAGCUCCAGGACAGGGGGAUCUUGUGCACAGCUAUCCAUCCUGGCUGGGUGAAGACCAACAUGGGAACAGAGAAGAAGCAGCCCUGACAUUUACCUCACCCACCUGCUGAAACAGGAUCCCAGGCAUCAACCUCCAGGCAGCUUUUCUUGGCAAGUUCAAGAACCAUCCCUCAGGAAC